GUUUCGUUUGAUGUUUGUUGAUAUGGACAGCUAAAGGUUGGAUUUUUAAUCUCAGUGAUACAGAAGAAUUCCUAGAAAUGUCUAGCGCUGCAAAAGUUGUGGAUCCUGCAUUUCAGGGAGUUGGUCAGAAACCUGGGAUUGAAAUCUGGCGUAUUGAGAAUUUUCAGCCGGUUCCGUUGCCAAAGUCUGACUAUGGAAAAUUCUACAUGGGGGAUUCUUACAUUGUCUUACAUACGUCACAUGGCAAGGUUGGUUCCUAUAUGUAUAAUAUACACUUCUGGAUCGGGAAAGAUACCACUCAGGAUGAAUCUGGAGCCGCUGCUAUUAAAACUGUUGAGCUAGAUGCAGCGCUAGGAGGCCGUGCUGUGCAGCACAGGGAACUUCAAGGCCAUGAAUCUGACAAAUUUUUGUCAUACUUUAAGCCUUGCAUUGUUCCAUUGGAGGGGGGUGUUGCUUCCGGAUUCAAAAAACCAGAGGAAGAAGUGUUUGAAACACGGUUGUAUGUCUGCAGAGGAAAACGAGUUGUCAAAUUGAAGCAGGUUCCUUUUGCUCGGUCUUCACUGAAUCACGAUGAUGUAUUUAUCCUGGACUCUCAGAAAAAGAUUUAUCAGUUCAAUGGUGCAAACUCCAAUAUUCAGGAAAGGGCCAAGGCAUUAGAAGUUAUCCAGUUUUUAAAGGAAAAGUAUCAUGAUGGAGUGUGCGGCGUUGCAAUUGUUGAUGAUGGGAAACUGGACACCGAAUCUGACUCGGGCGAGUUCUGGGUCCUGUUUGGUGGUUUUGCUCCAAUAGGCAAGAAGGUUAGCCAUGAAGAUGAUGUUAUUCCCGAGGCUACUCCGGCUAAACUUUAUAGCAUAACUGAUGGUAAGGUGACACCCAUAGAUGGCAAACUAUCGAAAAGCCUCUUGGAAAACAACAAAUCCUAUCUACUAGACUGUGGUUCUGAGGUUUUUGUUUGGGUUGGACGGGUGACACAGUUAGAGGAGAGAAAAGCUGCCAACCAAGCCACUGAGGGCUUUAUUGCUAGCAACAAUAGACCAAAAUCAACACGCCUAACCCGCCUCACCCAAGGUUAUGAAACCAAUUCAUUCAAGUCCCACUUUGACUCUUGGCCGGCUCAAUCUACAGCUCCCGGGGGUGAUGAUGGAAAGGGAAAAGUAGCUGCUUUGCUGAAGCAACAAAAAGUUGCUGUCAAGGGGGUGACCAAACCUGCUCCUGUACAAGAAGAAGUUUCUUUGCUUGAAGGCGAGGGAAAGAUGGAGGUAUGGUGCAUCAAUGAGGGUGCAAAGACGCCGCUGGAAAAAGAGGAUAUUGGUAAAUUCUAUAGUGGAGACUGCUAUAUUGUGCUUUACACAUACCACUCAGGUGAGAGGAAAGAAGAUUUCUUUCUGUGCUGGUGGAUUGGAAAAGAUAGCGUUGAGGAGGACCAAAAGACGGCCGUCAAGUUGGCUAAUUCAACAUUUAACUCACUUAAGGGAGGCCUACGCUUCUUGCAGGGUCGUAUAUUUGAAGGUAAAGAGCCACCUCAAUUCAUUGCACUUUUUCAACCUAUGGUGGUCCUCAAGGGUGGCCUUAGCGCUGGUUACAAAAAGAGUAUACAAGACAAAGGCUUGAGUGAUCAAACAUACACAGCAGAUUCCAUUGCUCUGUUUCAGAUAGCAGGAACUUCAGCGCGUGAUGGUAAAGCACUGCAAGUUGAUGCGGUGGCAAAAUCAUUGAACUCGACUGAGUGUUUCCUCCUGCAAUCUGGAUCUUCGACAAUUUUCACUUGGUUUGGAAAUCAAAGCUCUAAAGAACAGCAGGAAUUGGCAGCGAAAGUUGUUGAAUUUUUUAAGCCGGGAGUUACUCGGAAACAUUGUAAAGAAGGAGCAGAGGUUUCUGCCUUCUGGUCUGCACUUGGUGGGAAAGAAAGUUAUUCCUCCACCAAAAAAGAACCCGAUGAGACUGUCAGGGAUCCCCACUUGUUCAGUAUCUCUCUUAAUAAAGGAAAGUUUGAGGUUGAGGAAAUUUACAAUUUCUCUCAAGACGAUCUCUUGACUGAAGAUAUUCUGGUACUCGACACACAUGCUGAAGUGUUUGUUUGGGUUGGUCAGUGUGUAGACAACAAAGAAAAACAAAGUGCAUUCGAAAUUGGCCAGAAAUACAUAGACAGGGCUGUAUAUCUAGAGGGUUUGUCUCCAAAGGUUGCACUUUUCAAAGUUAUUGAAGGAAACGAACCUUGCUUCUUCACUGCAUUCUUUUCAUGGGAUUCUCAUCGAGCUAUUGUGCUAGGAAACUCGUUCCAGAAGAAGGUGGCAUUGCUCUUUGGGGUUACCCAUGCAGAGGAGCAGGAUAAAUCUGAUGGAGGUCAAGGACCUAGGCAAAGAGCUGAAGCUUUAGCUGCCUUAACAUCUGCAUUUAAUCCAUCAUCAGAAACCAAAACCUCAGGUCUGAAGCCUUCCGGUGCUGGUCAGGGAUCGCAGCGAAAAGCUGCUGUAGCUGCUCUCUCCGGGGUUCUUACUGCGGAAAAGAAGAAAUCACCCGAGGGAUCCCCUAGAAAAUCCACUAGCAGCCCUCCUUCUGAUGCAAAGGGUGAACUGGAUCCUUCCGAAGCACAUGAUUCUCAAGGGGAAGCUGAAGCCGAGACAGGUGAGAACAACCAAGAGACGGGUGAUGAUGGUGAUAGGAGUGAAAAACGUACAUACAGUUAUGAUCAACUGAAGUCCAAGUCCGAAAAUCCUGCUCCUGGAAUUGACCUCAAACGUCGAGAGAUUUAUUUGGCCGACGAGGAGUUUGAGACGAUAUUCGGGAUGACAAAAGAAGCAUUUUACAAAUUGCCAAAGUGGAAGCAAGACUCUAAGAAGAAGGAAGUUGAUCUGUUCUAGAGCUUCAUGCACUUAAGGCAAGUGAUUUAAGUGCCUCUCAAUGCAUUCUUACUAGCAAUUUGUCUUCAGUUCUGCCCCCAAAAAACAUCGUAUUAUUGUUAUACGAUGCCUGGAUUACCAUUUUUUGUUCAGUUUUUCCGUUCCGAUUAGUAUUCAGAUCGAAUCCGAUGUGACAUGGAUUACCAUUAUCAUAUACUGUAAUGUUUUGAAGGUCAAUAACAUUCUAUGGUUUGUUUGCAAUAUAUUUCAUCUCAUCUUUUUUGUUAA
Molecule: messenger RNA, 3128 nt
Organism: Hibiscus syriacus
Lineage: Eukaryota; Viridiplantae; Streptophyta; Magnoliopsida; Malvales; Malvaceae
Product: villin-2-like
Exons: 23
Coding region: 78-2861 (927 amino acids)
Biological process (GO): actin filament severing; cytoskeleton organization
Molecular function (GO): actin filament binding
Source: RefSeq, a predicted model, not a curated record